Molecule: messenger RNA, 1026 nt
Organism: Aspergillus aculeatus ATCC 16872
Lineage: Eukaryota; Fungi; Ascomycota; Eurotiomycetes; Eurotiales; Aspergillaceae
Product: cytochrome oxidase assembly protein SHY1
Exons: 4
Coding region: 1-1026 (341 amino acids)
Biological process (GO): mitochondrial respiratory chain complex IV assembly
Cellular component (GO): mitochondrion; membrane
Source: RefSeq, a predicted model, not a curated record
AUGCGGUCCCUCAUCUCAGCCCUCCACCGGACCGCUGCAUCAUUGCGGCCCGCUUCACGAACCGCAACAACAACCUCCUCAAACUCCUCCCCCUCCUCCCUUCGUCGCAGCCCCCGAACGAACGCCAUCUUCUUCCAGCCCAUACCCCUCAACUCAAUCUGCGCCAGAUGUCGCAUACAGCAACAAACCCGAUCCUACAGCAAUCAAUUGGCCGACGAUCCCGCCUGGCUCUCCGUCGUCGAUAAUCCCGCGAAGAUCGUCCGGACCGGAAACAAGCAUGGGCCCGGGUUGAUUAUCCUAGCCCUAAUCCCCAUCAUCUCCUUCGGCCUGGGAACCUGGCAAAUUUACCGCCUGGACCGGAAGACCAAGAUGAUCGCCACGUUCGAAGACCGCCUCGUGAAAGACCCGCUGCCGCUGCCGCCGCGGAUCGAUCCGGCCGCGAUCUCCGAGUUCGAUUACCGCCGCGUCUACACGGUGGGCCGCUUCCGGCACGACCAGGAGAUGCUGGUGGGGCCGCGGAUGCACGACGGCACGGACGGUUUCUUCGUGGUGACGCCGCUGGAGCGUGGCGAGGGGCAGUCGACCAUUCUCGUGAACCGGGGGUGGAUCUCGCGGAAGCAGAAAGACCAGAAGGUGCGGGAUCAGGAGGGGGCGCUGCCGCGCGGUGAGGUCGUGGUGGAGGGACUGCUGCGCGAGCCGUGGAAGAAGAACAUGUUUACCCCGGAGAAUGUGCCCCAGGAGGGCAAGUUCUACUUUCCUGAUAUCCAGCAGAUGGCUGAGUUGACGGGUAGUCAGCCUGUUUGGAUUGAGCAGACUAUGGUGCCGGAUCUGGUUGAGUCCUAUAACCGGGAGGCUAAGGGUAUUCCUAUCGGUCGUGCCGCCGAGGUUAACUUGCGCAAUAACCACAGCCAGUAUAUCUUCACGUGGUACGGCCUGUCGCUGGCAACGACCAUUAUGUUCUGGAUGAUCGUUCGCAAAAGACCGAACGAGGCCACUCGUCGUGUGCGGUUGAAUCGUAACUGGUAG